AAGCCAUUUUGGCGACCGCCGGCGCAGUCAAUAGAAUUGGCGCCGUGGUCAGGUUUGGGCAGGCAAUCAUAAGAAUUGCUCCAGAAAGCCAGGGGUCCAAGCCAGAGUCCAGCGUUGUUAACUUGUACAGUUUUGCGGGCUGGGCUUUGGCGGUCAUCGUGCUCAACACGGAGUUGGCUUCCAGUUUGUAAUAUCUUGAAGCCCUUUGUCUGGACCAAUCGAGGAACUUGGGCGAAUCAAUGAUGGCUUUUGGCUCCCACGUGUUCUUCCUCCUGUGCCUUCUAGCGGAGGGGGCGCGUGAGUCGACUGACGAGGGUGUCUUCGUUCAGGUCUCGCGCGCGGGACAGACAGAUGCAGCUGCCACAGCCACAUGGGAAAGACAGCUGACAGAUGAUUUGCCAGCAGCAGGUCUGGCGGUGGGCAAAAGCCCGAACAUGUCAUUGGUCGCCACAGAUGUGAAAGUGAACCAGAGCGAGGAGAAGAAUGCCUCGUCCUCCAACAUCGUAGUGGUCUCUGGCUGCAUCAGAGAGACAAAUGAGAAGUACUCGGAGGACGGUUCUGAGCUGUGCAAGAUCGCCAAGAGAAACUUCCAGAACUACUGCGACUACCAAGGCUAUCGAUUAGUUUGGUUUGAUGAGAAGCAGCCCUUGGCUGAGCAUCGCAAAGCCACCUGGUCCAAGAUCGUGGCGCUUCAAAAGGUCUUGGAGGACAGUGUGGAGUUGGGCUCACCACGUGUGGACUACGUCUUUUGGAUGGACUGCGACUCGCUCUUCAUGAACUUUGCCAGGAGACUGGAGGACUUCAUCCCCAAGGUGGGCACUCACGUGAGUUUCAGCCCCGGGCAGUUCUGCUUCUUGAAUGCUGGACAUCUAAUGUUCAAGAAUGACGCUUGGACGGGUCGCUUUCUGGAAGAUGUGUGGAAGACCUACCCUCCGCCCAAGCCUUGGCAUGAGCAGUCGGCCAUGGUCUUCACCUUGUGGAGCUACGCGGAGGGCCGGGGGAAGAUGACACUCAGCUGA
This is a messenger RNA of Durusdinium trenchii, 1019 nucleotides long. Lineage: Eukaryota; Dinophyceae; Suessiales; Symbiodiniaceae. The record is from the annotation of a GenBank genome assembly.